ACAGGCCAAGGGGAAUGGCUUGAACCUGCCCGAGGGGAGACUGAGAUGAGCUCUUAGGCAGAAGCUCUUCCCUGUGAGGGUGCUGAGGCGCUGGCACAGGGUGCCCAGAGAAGCUGUGGCUGCCCCAUCCCUGGCAGUGUUCAAGGCCAGGUUGGACACAGGGGCUUGGAGCAAGCUGCUCUAGUGGAAGGUGUCCCUGCCCGUGGCAGGGGUUGGAGCUGGAUGAGCUUUAAGGUCCCUUCAACACAAACCAGGCUGGGAUUCUAUGAGAUAUUGCAAAUGAUGGAAAUCAAUCUCUGCAGCAUCUUCCCUACCGUGCUGCUGAUGCCCAUAAUCUUUGCACAGAUGCUUCUCAAAGAUAAAUCAUAGCUGCAGCACAGCCUCUCCUCACAUACACCUCUCAGGGACAUGUUACAAAAUCACAAUCAAGGUUAUUUUGACUACUUCCAAGUCCUUGGGUAGGGAGGUGGAGGAGCGUAGACGAGGCAACGUGGUUUGGCCAGCACAGAAUGCAUCAAGUGCCCAUUUACCGACCCCAUGUCAGUGUCUCUGUUCUGUCAGGAGCCACUCACAUCACCGUGGGAUUAGUUCUUCCUGCAGAGAAGCCAAUAACUGCAUAUGGCGAAACCCACUGCAUGGAGACUCAAAAAGUUCAAGGACGAAUUAGACCACAUGUUUUGGACACGACUUUGGCCAGUGCUCAUUAGUCCUUGCAGAUGUAACUAAGAAACCUUGUUUUCAUGGGCCAAUAUUCAGUGUAACUGCAGCGUAACUGCUACCCUGGAAACCAAGAUGUGAAGCAGGCCCCUGUUUUACCAGCAUUUAAUAAAUGUCAUCUUUAAUUGGUAAUCUAUUUCAUUCUCUUUGAUGAGUGACACUCCUUAACUCACGUAAGGAAAUCAGGAACAUUAUUUGAUCGCUCUGAAAUAGCAGGGCUCAAAAUAACCCGUCCUCAGGAAUAUAAUCAAAGCAAUUUGUUGUCCACAGAAGCUGUGAGAAGGGAAGAGGUUGUGCGGGCACUGUCUGUCUGGACAAUGUGCCUGCAUUCACUUGGGACUGGGCUGAACAGGAAUGUGAAAGAAAGACUAGAGAAUAAAAGAUUUGGAUCAUACUGUCAGCUUCUUGUCCCGUGGAGCAGGUUUGAAGAAGAGGGAAGAUGUUCCUGCCCCAGAGAUCUCUGCAGGUGGUUACACUAUUGGCAGUUCUUUCUUUUACCUGUUUUGCAACAUGUCAAGACACUGCAAAUAAACGAGCAGUGACCGAGCACCAGCUCAUGCAUGACAAAGGGAGGGAGUUUCAAGGGUUGAAGCGCCUGAUGUGGCUCCACAAUGCCCUGGGCAGCGUGCACACAGCCAGCAGCAGGGAUAUUUCCCUUUCAAAUGCCAUGUGGGAUUCACCAAAGAGCCAAGAUCCCUCAGAUCUCUACAACAGCAUCAACAGGGACAAGACUUCAAGCCGGAUGAAGCAGCUGCUGGAGCUGAUGGAAAAAGAGCAGGGCUUCCCCCCGUUAAAGCAGCUGGAUUUGCUGCAGUCUAUGAAGAGCCCAAAGGGUAACUGGAACCUGCAAGAGCUUUCUGACCUCCUUCCAGUCAAAGAGCUGGGCGGCAGGAGAGAUCCUGGCAGCCAGGCACAGAACUAUUCCCACUAGCAUCAAUCCUCAGU
Molecule: messenger RNA, 1662 nt
Organism: Pezoporus occidentalis (night parrot)
Lineage: Eukaryota; Metazoa; Chordata; Aves; Psittaciformes; Psittacidae
Product: parathyroid hormone 4-like
Exons: 3
Coding region: 1157-1648 (163 amino acids)
Biological process (GO): bone mineralization
Cellular component (GO): extracellular region
Molecular function (GO): hormone activity
Source: RefSeq, a predicted model, not a curated record